This is a messenger RNA of Salvelinus sp. IW2-2015, 1832 nucleotides long. Its product is annotated as phosphorylase b kinase regulatory subunit alpha, liver isoform. Gene Ontology annotation, cellular component: phosphorylase kinase complex. NCBI's taxonomy places the organism in Eukaryota, Metazoa, Chordata, Actinopteri, Salmoniformes, Salmonidae. Gene Ontology annotation, biological process: glycogen metabolic process. The record is from RefSeq and is a predicted model, not a curated record. Gene Ontology annotation, molecular function: calmodulin binding.
CAACAUCGGAGGAAUCAUCCUGAUAGACCGCAUCGUACACAUGGCCAAUGACCUCUUCUUACAGGACCAGAGGACCCAUGGAGCCAAUGAGUACUUCCUGGAGAAGGAUCCAGCCACGGGGAUAUGUCACUUCUUCUAUGACAGCGCCCCUAGUGGCAGCUACGGUACCAUGACCUACCUCUCCAAGGCUGUGGUCACAUACCUACAAGAUUUCCUGCCACAGUCCACCUGUCUCAUGCAAUGACRUAUCAGACUGGGUUUGAUGUAGAGCACUCUCCCUGGCCUCGCAGGCAGCUAUCAAGAGAGUCUAGUCAAGUAAUAUAUUAUAGUGUGGAACGAAAUAUUAAUGCCUAGUUCCGAUUCUCCCCAAUUGUACGCUUGUUCACUCCCAUUCAAGGAUGAUUUAAUCAUUGGAUUGAAUUCUUGAAGUGAGUGAGUGCACACUUCAGAGAGAAGGGGGAGAACUAGACUUAGGUAGGAAGUUGGAUGUGGAUUGACCUAUGACCUAUGACUAAGAUAUUCACAACACACACUCUACUCAAAGGAGUUUUAUUGCAGCUAAUUGAUUGAUUAUAAUCAAUAAUAUAGCAGGUUUAAAAUUAAAUAUAUGUUUGUUUUUUAUUUUAAGUGUUGGACUACACGCAGUACWAAAAUUAUUUAUUAUUUUAAUUUUAACAUUUAAUAUAUAUGUGCAAAUCAGAUCUAGUUGUUUAAAACAAUCUAAUAUGAUAUAAUGACUGUAUUUUGCCUAACCCUCCUCUAUUGUAUCAGUGUCUCACCCUGUCUUGUGGGAAUAUAAACAUAUCCAGGAGUUCCUAUGUUGUCCCGUGUUGAAGUACUGCAGCUGCCCGUGUACCUUUAAUACCACUGUAAAAUGUACCUCUCRUGUUAUCUCAAGUGUUGCUCACCAUCACCRCUGUAUGUGUCACAAAUACUGUACAUUUAUCCAUAUGUACCCGGAGCAUGUCAGCAAGGCCUUCAUAACAGCUAAUGUGACUGUGUGCUUAUCUGUGAAGUAAAAUAAUGUCAAUGUGAUUAUAUAUAACAUGGUUGAAUCAGUCCAACAGCGGUUCAUCCCAUAUUCAGCCUUUAGCCGUAUACAUCCUGUACAACAGAGUGUGUUAGACAUUAGCAUCCUAGCCGUAUACAUCCUGUACAACAGAGUGUGUUAGACAUUAGCAUCCCGUAGCCGUAUACAUCCUGUACAACAGAGUGUUUUAGACAUUAGCAUCCCAGCCGUUAUACAUCCUGUACAACAGAGUGUGUUAGACAUUAGCAUCCCAGCCGUAUACAUCUGUACAACAGAGUGUGUUAGACAUUAGCAUCCUAGCCGUAUACAUCCUGACAACAGAGUGUGUUAGACAUUAGCAUCCCAGCCGUAUACAUCAUGUACAACAGAGUGUGUUAGACAUUAGCAUCCUAGCCGUAUACAUCCUGUACAACAGAGUGUGUUAGACAUUAGCAUCCAGCCGUAUACAUCCUGUACAACAGAGUGUGUUAGACAUUAGCAUCCUACCGUAUACAUCCUGUACAACAGAGUGUGUUAGACAUUAGCAUCCUAGCCGUAUACAUCCUGUACAACAGAGUGUGUUAGACAUUAGCAUCCUAGCCGUAUACAUCCUGUACAACAGAGUGUGUUAGACAUUAGCACCAGCCGUAUACAUCCUGUACAACAGAGUGUGUUAGACAUUAGCAUCCAGCCGUAUACAUCCUGUACAACAGAGUGUGUUAGACAUUAGCAUCCCAGCCGUAUACUCCUGUACAACAGAGUGUGUUAGACAUUAGCAUCCCAGCCGUAUACAUCCUGUACAACAGAGUGUGUUAGACAUUAG